AUGUUGAGACAAGCAUACAGGUUGGCAGGCAAGACAAACAGCAUUACAAGUAGCAGUGUUUUCAUUAGAAACAAGUCCUUUUUGCCUCACUUCAUUCCAAAGAAUUAUUCCUAUGGUGACUACCCAAGACUAAAACCAGAGAACCUACAGAAAAGAGAUCCAUACUUGAAAUAUGAUGACCAAGCCAAUAAGAGAAACUUUAACGAACCUUUACAUCCACAGCAAGACGAUCUAGACAUGUGGGCCCCUGACCAUUUUGAUUUCGUACAAGAUUCUAUUGCCUUGAAAUGGUUUGGAACUUUCUUCGGGGUAUUGGCAGUGUUCAGUAGUGUCAUUUAUAUUGGUGGGUUGUACCCCGAGAAGCCAGCUAACCCAAGAAAUUAUCCCUUCAGUGGACUUGCCAAAGACCUUGGUGCGUCGUCUGAAGAGGACACUCUGUUGUAUGCUGCCAAGAUUGACAAGAGCAUCUAA
This is a messenger RNA of Komagataella phaffii GS115, 471 nucleotides long. RefSeq lists its product as hypothetical. The coding region runs from base 1 to 471 and encodes 156 amino acids. The transcript has a single exon. Gene Ontology annotation, cellular component: mitochondrion. NCBI's taxonomy places the organism in Eukaryota, Fungi, Ascomycota, Pichiomycetes, Pichiales, Pichiaceae. The record is from RefSeq and is a predicted model, not a curated record.